ACUAUAUACAAUCUGCAUCCAACCAGACAAAAUAAGAACGAUCCGAAUAGAAAGUGCAUAGAGUAUCUCAGAUGGGAGAUAAGUAAGAUAGAGGAAAAGUUUAGAAAGGCCGGAGAGAAGUGGAGAAAGCUAGGUAAAUUGAAUAAACAAAAAGACACAGCGAAAGUAAGAAACCAAAAGAAAGCAGCAAAUGCGGCAAAAAGCAAAGAAAAGAUUAAACUAGAGGCUCUGUACAAGGAGCUUCUAUACAAAAACGUAUCCAAAGAGCUAGACUGCCAGGCUGAGUUUGUGGUCUUCCGGAAAGUGAAUGAGAGUAAGUCCAUUCUAGGAGCGCACAACGAGAUUCUUGAUGUUUUGAUCUCGCGGUACAACCUUCAAAGAGUGGUGAAAAAAUAA
Messenger RNA from Nematocida minor, 396 nucleotides. RefSeq lists its product as uncharacterized. NCBI's taxonomy places the organism in Eukaryota, Fungi, Microsporidia. The record is from RefSeq and is a predicted model, not a curated record. The annotation marks the transcript as partial. The transcript has a single exon.